Molecule: messenger RNA, 2134 nt
Organism: Andrographis paniculata
Lineage: Eukaryota; Viridiplantae; Streptophyta; Magnoliopsida; Lamiales; Acanthaceae
Product: scarecrow-like protein 8
Exons: 1
Coding region: 156-1946 (596 amino acids)
Biological process (GO): regulation of DNA-templated transcription
Cellular component (GO): nucleus
Molecular function (GO): DNA-binding transcription factor activity; sequence-specific DNA binding
Source: RefSeq, a predicted model, not a curated record
UCUGUAACAAAACCAACGCGAAGUUCAUUCACGACAGUUGGAGGCCUCAUUCCUCAAUUUCUCUUUCCCCUUUUCUCUCUCUCAAUCGCCGCCGUGAAAAUCCGAUCACCUCAUCGGAAAAUUCUGCAGCAAGGAAGGAUAUAUUCUGCGGGAGAAUGUCUUCUGGAUUCUCCGGCGCUGCGCCGGAUGUAUUUGCCGCCGGCGGGAGAUCUACAGGUAGUAAUUUUGAUGUUAAUUUUAAUCCUCAGCAGCAACAACAGCAGUUUGCGAUUCGACCGCCGCUCUCAGGAGUUCUGCCGGAGACGUAUGCUCAGAUCCGGCGGCCGGAUUUCGUCGGGAAGAGAUCGGCGACGGAGUUUCAGCAGAAUCGGGUAGGGCUAGGGUACUAUCAUCGGAACGUGAAGGCGAGGUCUAAUUACCUGCAUACAUCUCCUAUUUCGCCGCUCUCUCCGGUGGAUAUCUCUCCUGUUCCGUCCGGUUCGACGGAGGUUUCCUCGAUUUCGAAUCCUUUGGUUCCACGGUACGGUACUUCUGUUAAUCGCCAAAUUCCGGUGCAGCGUAGUGUUGAGAACACGCAAAAUUGUUCGGGAGAUUUGGUUGUUGAAUCUGAGAAGAAGGUGAUGAUGAUGAAUCAUCGGUUACAAGAGCUGGAAAAGGUUCUUCUAGGAGAUGAAGAGGAGGCAGAGGAAGCAAUUUCUGCUGUUAGCAACAACGACUUGUCGGACACGAUUCAGGAUCUGCUCGGACCUGUACGGCCGCCGGUUUCUCCAUCUCCGACGUCUUCGUCUUCAUCGUGUUCUUCUACUUCAGCUUCUCCUCCAAUUUGCGCGAAACAAUCCUUCAUAGACGCAGCCGCCACUAUUUCCGACGGUAAACCGGAAGCCGCCGUGGAAAUCAUCACGCGCCUCCAGCAGAUUGCUAAUCAGAGAGGCAGUCCAGAGCAGAGGCUCACGGCUUACCUAGUUUCCGCCCUCAAAUCGCGCGUGAACCUCACGUCGAAUCCUUUCUCUCCGUCGGAGCUUUACAGCAAGGAACAAACGCUGGCGAUCCAUAUGUUGUACGACGUCUCGCCGUGCUUCAAGCUCGCUUUCAUGGCGGCUAAUUUAUCUAUCCUCGAAACCGCAUCCGACCGCGGCUUCAGCCAGAUUCACGUCCUCGAUUUCGACAUCGGACAAGGCCGACAGUACGUCCAUUUGCUCCACGCGCUGUCGAGCAAGGCGUCCGCCGGCAAACGCGCCGCCGCGCUGAAGGUAACCGCCUUAGGCGAUUUUUCAUCUUUUAGCGAAGAGAAUACGAGAAUCGUCGGAGAUCACCUCAAAUCACUCGCCGCCAAAAUCGGCGUACAGUUCAAUUUUUCCGUCAGGAAAUUCGCCAUUUCCGAUGUAAAUCUCGACAAAUUAGGUGUCCUCCCCGGCGAAACCCUCGCCGUCAACCUCGCCUUCAAAUUGCACAUGCUGCCGGACGAGAGCGUGACGACGGAGAACCGCCGCGACGAGCUGCUCCGCCGCGUGAAAAGCCUUUCUCCGGCGGUGGUUACGGUGGUGGAGCAGGACAUCAACGCCAACACGGCUCCUCUAACCGUCCGUGUUCGAGAAGCCUACGCGCACUACGGCGCGUUGUUUGACUCGCUGGACGCCACGGCUUCUCGAGAUAACGUGGACCGGGUUCGGAUCGAAUCCGCGCUGGGCCGGAAACUCGGCAACUCGGUGGCCUGCGAGGGCCGGGACCGGGUAGAAAGAUGCGAGGUGUACGGAAAGUGGGCGGCCCGGAUGCGCAUGGCCGGGUUCGACCCGGUUCAGAUAAGCCAAACGGUCGCCGACUCGCUCCGAGUUAAGUUGAAUUCAGGGACACGUGGCAACCCGGGAUUCACCGUCAGCGAGCAAUCUGGAGGCGUUGGAUUUGGUUGGAUGGGACGAAUCCUGACCGUCGCAUCUGCUUGGCGUUGAUUACGGUUUCAUUGUUUUUUUUUUUUUUUAAAGCGAUUCAUUAAUUAAAAACGUGACUAGGUUUUAACAACUGCUGUGUACUUGUGUUAUAGUGUGCUUUUCGUUUUGUUGUCGAAAAUAUUUAAAAAUUACCACAGGAAAAAUAAUUAAUAAACCACUGUUCGAUUUUAAUUUAUUUUAAUUAUUUU